Naegleria fowleri is the source of this 1467-nucleotide messenger RNA. RefSeq lists its product as uncharacterized. The transcript has 2 exons. The record is from RefSeq and is a predicted model, not a curated record. NCBI's taxonomy places the organism in Eukaryota, Heterolobosea, Eutetramitea, Acrasida, Naegleriidae. The coding region runs from base 1 to 1467 and encodes 488 amino acids.
AUGCCGGGUGAUACCUUCUCCUUGAACGAAGGUACCAAUCUAAGCGGAAAGCAACCCUUGUUUGAGCUGAAAGAUAUGUCUACUCCACCAGUUACUCCUAAUCCUACAACAUCAUCAACAACGCAAAGCAAGAGGGAAUUAUUGUCUGCACAUACUAACUCUAACUCGAUACAUUCUACUUCUGCAAUCACCACAACAAGCGUGGAAAUACAACACGAACCGAGCCGAGACAACAAUAAUCACGGAGAUGCUUCUCAUAAUACUCAAAACAACAUCAUACAUUCAUCCAUGAACCAUACAAAUAAUAACAACCAACAACAACAGCCAACAAUUCAAAACACAACAACAAAUCAACAACAAACAGUAGUCCAUGUACCUUCUUCAUCAACAACAGCCUUUCCCGGUAAUAUUGUAGAAGCAGCACAUGAAGAAGAUGAUGAUGGAAGCAACUCAGAUGCGCAUCUCAAACAUUCAUCACGGCUCCGACGAUUUCUCUCUCUUAUAUAUUCCAAAUCUUCUUCCUUCUUGUUGGGGUAUAGAUUUGUAAACUUUCCAGGUUUGCGAGCACACAAUAGCAUUAAGGAUCCAUACGAACGACUAUCCAUCGCAUACUAUUCUGUCUACUUUGUCUUUUACCUCUUCUUUUCGAUAUCAAUGAUCAUUCAACAACUCAUACGUUUUAAAACCCUUUCCCUUCUCUAUAUAUUAGAUGCUACUUUCUCUCUGGUUGGAUUCAUUCUCUUCCGUUCUCCUUUUCCCCAUGCCUAUCUCUAUGUUUUUCUUGCCUACCUGUUCUCUGUUCCUUUUGUCCUAAUUAACCUUGUUUCUUCUUCCAUUGACACCAACUCCAUCCUUUCACUAUUAAUUUUCCAACAAAACGACUUUGUUGCUUAUCAACAUCUAAUUCUAGCCACUAACCUGAGAGUAAUCAUAUUUCCAACAAUAUUUGCAGCCAUUGGUCUGUCUAGUACUAAAACAUUGAUAGUAGCCAUCAUUGGUUAUAUACUAGCUUUCAUACAAUUUGGAUGGCUGGGAGGUAUAAUGCAAGGUCUAAAGCUAAAUUACGGGGAUUACUUUUGUGAUAUUUUGUUUAUUUCAAUACCCUAUGUCGUUGCUAUAUUAAUUUUAAACAAUAUGCAUCAAGCAUUUAGAUCCCAGAUCAAAGAAGUAGAAACAAGACUUUCUAACAUGCUUAAUAUCACAAAUGAGGCAAUAAUCAUUCAAAGUAGAAGGAAAAAGAAAAUUAUUUACGUUAAUCUUGCCUUUGAAAGAAUGUUUGGGUAUGAACAUGAUGAAAUUGUCCAUGCCAACAAGAAUAUACUGGAUUUGUUAGUAGGCCCUCCAGUAAUAGCAACUGAUGAAUGGACGCUAUGUAAAGCAAGAACGAAGCUUGGAGAUAGAUUUGGAGUUGAGGUUACUCACAAAGUGGAUUUCUUAAGUUCUAAAAGGUCGAUGUUUUUAUUGUAA